AUUCAAGACGGGGGUGGGGUAUUUAAUGGUGUUCAAAAUAAAGGGGGGUCAACUUGUCCACAGUUGCUAUAGAAACACCAAAUGUGAAAUACAAAGCGACUCCAAGGCUAAACUCUAUAUUGGUGGCCCCCAAACCCCAUGGGAGCCUUAUAUAUUGAGUGUGUGUGUGUGUGAGGGGGCUUUUAAGUACCUAUAAAGAGGGCCCUUUUAGUUGUAAUGUGACCAGUACAUUUAAGCACUAAGCACAGUGGGAAAUGGGAGAUCAAAUCUAUUUGUUUCAGAAUGCUACAUGCUGUUAUUGCAGGCAUGAUUGAAAAAUCUCAUGAGUGAUAUUUAUCUGCAAACGUUAUUCUAAUCAGCAUACAUUGACACCUGCACCAAAGCUAAUUUCCUGUUGAGGAUCAUGCUCCUGUUAUUGCUUUUUCUUUGCCAACAUUACACCUUGUGCCUGUGGCUGUUACUCAUGCUUCAUCUGAGCAAGGCAGAUGAGGAGGAGGUCCUGCAAAAAUGAGGCCAGUCAGCGAUGCGUCCUGAGGGGUGCGGGGUGGGGGAGUCACAGUGUAGCGAGAGGUGAAGCAGUCAAUCCAGUGGGGCACAAGGAGAUUAGUGCAGAGGAGGAGGAGGAGGGUCACUGGGGUAGAAGGGGAUUUUGAGUUUGAACACAAAGGCAGAAGAGGAGGAGUCACAGUAGUAGGGAAAGGGAGUGAAGGCGGGGGAUGAUGAAUCAGAUUUCUCUUUUGUUGUGCAAAUGUUACUAGCCACUGUUACUGCCUAAGAGGCUGGUGAUUGGUGGGCUGGUUUAAAUUGUAAGGUGCAUUUCAGGCUGAUGGCUGUUGCUGCUAGACUUUGAACUGUCACUGAGGGAGGAGUGGGAGGGAAACCACGGCUGUGACAGACAGCAGGAGGAGGGCAACGUUUCUAAAGCGAGUGAUCACAGAGAGAGUGUGCCGUUUAAUCAGGAUGUUUAAAUGUUUUAGUUAGCUGUUGGUGUAACUUCCUCUUGUAUCUCAAUUAAAUAAUAGUAAUUUGAUAUUUUUGGAGAUAGCUGAGCAGUACUGAUAUAUAGUAAAUAGUUAAUAAUUAGUUUACAUUUGUCCAAAGGUAACCUUGAUUUAGAAGAGCCUGUUUCUUAUACACUACCAGAAACAUUGAUGACUGUUACAGUGACAAGUAUACUACAGUUAACAUUUUGUGCAGAUAAAGAAAAAUAGAAAUGGAUAUGUCAUAGUGGAGAAAGUAUCAGUAAAGACGCCAGCUUACGGAACCUUAUGCCUUUAAAUGUUGAAGUAUUUAAAAAGCCUGUUGUGUCUUUUUAGUUUUAACUUAAGUAAAUUGAAAUCUGAAUAAAUUAUGAAACACAAUCCAGUCCGAAAUCCAUUCCAGGCUUUCCCCAGUUCACUAGUCCCACACCAGUAGUAGUCAUUUGAAAAGGCACCAUGCUUGAUCUAGUGGUGGGUUCUUACCCACACAGUGAAGUUGUUGGAGUCUUCCCUUCCUGAAACCAGACCACUGGGACUAUAACAGUGCACUAGUGCCUAAUGCUAUGGAUGUCCAGAGCCUGAAGGACUGCUGUAUUACUACCAGUGAAAGUGGCAAGAUUUUGUGAAGAAGGACAACUUAACUUCAAAAUCAGAAACUGGAGUAAAAGACGUCAUCCAGUUGUUUGUCCUCCUCCUCUCAAAAUGAGCUCCUGGGUGGUGAACAGGAAAGGAGAGCCGCAGUACCGACGGCACUUCUUGGCAGACAAUAGCAUCUUUCAUGUGGAGCGAUGCAUGAGUGUUAUGCAGUCAGGGACACAGAUGGUAAAGCUGAAGGCUGGAUCCAAAGGGUUGGUAAGGCUCUUCUACCUGGAUGAACAUCGUUCCUGCAUCCGCUGGAAGCCCUCACGCAAGAGUGAGAAGGCCAAGAUCACCAUUGAUUCACUGUAUAAGGUGACAGAGGGCGGUCAGUCGGACAUCUUCCAUAGGCAUGCGGAUGGCACCUUCGACCCUGCCUGCUGUUUCACAGUUUAUCAUGGAAACCACAUGGAGUCCCUUGACCUGGUGACAUCAAAUGCAGAGGAAGCCAGAACCUGGAUAACUGGUCUUCGCUACCUAAUGGCCGGAAUUAGUGAUGAGGACUCUUUGGCCAAGCGCCAGCGUACACACGACCAAUGGAUGAAGCAGACGUUUGAAGAGGCCGAUAAGAACGGAGAUGGCCUACUAAACAUUGACGAAAUCUACCAACUUCUUCACAAGCUGAAUGUCAAUCUGCCACGCAGGAAGGUCAAGCAAAUGUUUCAGGAAGCAGACACAGAUGAUCAUCAGGGCACCCUCACAUACGAGGAGUUCUCUGUCUUCUACAAGAUGAUGUCUCUUAGACGGGACCUGUAUCUGCUGAUGAUGGCAUACAGCGAUAGGAAGGACCACCUGACAGCAGAAGAACUGGCCAACUUCCUGCACAACGAGCAAAAGAUGACCAAUGUGACUCCAGAGUAUGUUGCAGAAAUCAUUGACAAGUUUGAAGUGUCAGAAGAAAAUAAACAACAAUGUGUUAUGGGGAUUGAAGGUUUUACAAAUUUCAUGCGCUGUCCAACGUGUGACAUUUUCAACCCACUGCACCACGAGGUAAAUCAAGACAUGGACCAGCCUCUGUGUAACUACUUCAUCGCCUCCUCUCACAACACCUACUUGACCGGAGAUCAGCUCCUCUCCCACUCCAAGACUGACAUGUAUGCCUGGGUGCUGCAGUCUGGUUGCCGCUGUGUGGAAGUGGACUGUUGGGAUGGUCCCGAAGGAGAGCCGAUGGUCCAGCAUGGCUACACUCUGACCUCAAAGAUCCCAUUCAAGUCUGUCAUAGAGACCAUCAAUAAAUACGCCUUCAUAAAUAACCAGUAUCCAGUGAUUCUCUCCAUAGAGAACCACUGUAGCAUCCAGCAGCAAAAGAAGAUUGCACAGUACCUGCGAGAAAUCUUUGCAGACAAACUGGACAUAGGAGAUGUACUGAGUGGAAACUGCAAAACAUUACCCAGUCCUCACAGCCUGCAAGGCAAGAUACUCAUCAAAGGAAAACGCCUGCCUGCAUAUCUGUCUGCAGAUGCUGAAGAAGGGGAGGUGUCCGAUGAUGACAGCGCUGAUGAAAUUGAGGACGACUUCAAGCUCAAGAGCAGUAAUGGCAAUGGUCACCACCAGGUGGAGUCUCACAUCAGAAAGAAACUGGACUCUCUUUUAAAGGAGUCUCGGAUCGGAGACAAGGAAGACACUGACAGCUUCAGCAUCAGAGCUUUGCUCCGAGCCACACACCAGGGUCUUCAGAAGAAUCUGCGGCAGAGCUCCAGAGGGGUUCUGAAGAAAUCCCAAAGCAGAUCGUUCAUCACGACACUCAAACAGAAGAGGCACUCCAAAUCCAGGCUGACAUGCCAAAGCAUGGACAAGGAAGAAGAUGGUCAGGAGAGGUCUGGGAGGGAGGCUGGAGGACAGUUCAACAGGUGUGGAAGAAAGAGGAAGACGAUGAAACUGAGCAGAGAUCUGUCAAAUCUCGUGGUGUUCACCAACUCUGUUGCCUCACAGGAGUGUCUUAAUGAAGGCACUGCAGGUGACGUUCUGUCUUUCAGUGAGACCAGAGCACAGUCUCUGGUGAAUCACAGAACAGAAGAGUUCCUGGCUUUUAACCAGAGGCAGCUGUCUCGAAUUUAUCCCUCGGCAUAUCGCAUCGACUCUUCCAAUUUCAACCCUCAGUUCUACUGGAACGUGGGUUGUCAGUUGGUUGCACUCAACUAUCAGACAGAGGGGAGGAUGAUGCAGCUGAACAGAGCCAAGUUUAUGGUGAAUGGAGGUAUUGGAUAUGUCCUCAAGCCUCCUCCAAUGUGUAAAGGCACCUUCAACCCAUUCAGUGAUGAUCCCCUUCCAGCUUAUCCCAAGAAACAGCUCAUUCUCAAGAUCAUUAGUGGACAGCAGUUGCCCAAACCGCCAGAUUCCAUGCUGGGGGACCGUGGAGAGAUUAUUGAUCCUUUUGUUGAAGUGGAAAUAAUCGGUUUGCCAGUUGACUGCUGCAAGGAACAGACCCGAGUUGUUGAUGACAAUGGUUUUAACCCAGUAUGGGAGGAGACUCUGACCUUUACACUUCAUAUGGCUGAGGUGGCAUUGGUGCGUUUUCUUGUCUGGGACCAUGACCCGAUUGGAAGGGACUUUAUUGGUCAACGGACUGUUGCUUUCACCAGCCUGAUGCCUGGUUACAGACAUGUUUACUUGGAAGGGCUAACUGAAGCUUCCAUUUUUGUGCACGUGUCAGUGCAUGAUGUCUAUGGGAAGAGUAAUCAGCUACGAGGUAUCCGAGGUUUCUUUAACCGUUCUUCCAAGUCCUCCGUUGAUACAAAUUCCAGUGGUCCUCGAAAACGCUCCAUCAGUGAUCACCUCCUGCGACGCACGGCAAGUGCCCCGGCAAAGGGACGGAAGAAGACAAAGAUGAUGCUGUCAGAGUCAGUGGCUUCAAUAUCAGACCAAAAGAAUGGCACAGGUGCAGCUGCUGCAGGAGGAGAGGGUGUGUCUGGGAAGGAAGGAGGGAUGGAGAAACGUCUCCAGCCCCGAGCCCCACUUAUUCACAGGCCGAUCUCCAUGCCCUUAGACAGACUUCUGCAAGGGCAGCUUUCCAUCUGCUCCCCAGACAAAGAACAGCAUGACAUGGGUGCAGACACUGUUAUUGGAUCCUGCCUUUUUGACAGGCCCAGGUCUUCCUCUGUUGACCUACUCAUCGAAUCAUCACUUGCCACAGAAUCAAACGCCCCUUCUCCCUCUAAGACAUACAGAAACAAAGAAUUUCACCAGUCAGAGACUUCUUAUCUGGUUGUUGGUGUUGGAGAAGUGAGGAAGGAAGAAGACUAUGCGAAUUACCAGCCAGAAGACAACAAGUCCAAGAUCAUCUCCACAGGAACAGAGAAAAACUCUCUUGUAUUGCCUGCAAUGAAUAGCCAGAUGCAACUGGAUAAACCAGAAACAUCAUCAAGUAGCACAACAUUCACAGCUGCACCUUCAGUGUCUUCAUCCUCCUCCUCUGUCCCCUCAUCUGUGGCCCCUCUUUCCCCUGUCAACAGGUACUGUGAUUUAAAGAGCCCCAGCUUUAUGCAUGACAGCACAAUUUCCAGAAUUAUUGAUGCUGUAUCCUUAGGCAAUGAGGAAGACACAUGUGGCUCUGUUUCAGCUCUUAUUGGUCAGUUUGAAAGCACUGUUGACCAAAACAGUUUCACAUCUCGUGAUAUGAUCCCGUCCCAUCACUCAAACUUGAGGCCUACUACCCCUAAAACACUGGAAGAGUUCAGAUCUCCUCUGAAAACCAGUGCAGAUUCCCCCUACAAGAAAAAUCCCACAAGUCCCCAGAAGGCAGUUCAUAAAGCGAAUAAUGUAAAUUGGGAAAUCUGUUCACCUCACAAAACUACCCAACCUGCACCAGCCCUCAUCUCCAGCCCAGAAACCACUGAGCUCGAGGAGGUCUAUACCAUUCUAGAUGAGGAGGUUUUGUCGCCAGUAUCAGUGUACAACCUGAAGAAACAGACAGUCCAUGUUCAGGCAGACACUUUAAAGAGCACACCCUCAAGCAGUUUGGGGUCAUCUCCAGCAAAGGUGGUUCAAGGACUGGGGAAAAGUCAUAAUAUAGGCUGGGAUUGUGUGGAAAGAAAAAGAGAUGAGGAGAUAGAGGAGAGGGUGUAUGAAGAGGUGACUGAUCCCCCAGGACCAAUGAGUGAAACAGAACAAAAUACUUCUAAAAGGUACAUAGGCUCUUCUGUAAACGGUCACAGUUUUCACAUUGCCCACGAUUCAUCUGGAAAGGUUUUUACAGAAGUGGAGUUAAAUGUUGAUGAGGAUCCACUGGAGACGAUGCUGACUUCCCCAAGACAUUAUGAGCUUGGGCUUAUGAGUCCUAUCAAACGCCAGGCUAUUUAUGAAAACCAUGAGUCCACUCCUAGCUGCUUCCUACAAAAACAGCCUUCUUCAUAUUAUGAUUCCCAACAGCAGUACUCAUCACGUUCCUCUCACGUUGCAUUUUCACAGCAUCAUUCCCCCAUGAAUCAACCUUCUUAUCAGCAGUUCAGUCACGAUGAACACCAUGACAAUUCCCAGACUUCCCUCCACUAUAGACUUUUUAACUCUAGACCCUCUAAUCCCAGUCCAGUGCGUCAAAACAGCUACCCCAUACCUCAGAGAAAUUCCGAGGCCCUUAACCACACCAGAGACUUCAGCACUUCCUACCAGCAGAGGAGCUACAGUGGGAAUCGUAUCCUAAACAUGUCUCAUCAAGACAGGCUGGGGUAUGAACAGCUGGAGAGGGAGCAAGCAGGAUGUUACCAAAAUGGUAUUUGCUCUUCGGAAAGCCUCCAUGAUCAAUCUGCUACAUCUGUAAACAGCUGUAGAGACAGAGGCCUUUAUUCCCCCUCUUCAGACUUUGAAGCAGUAUACAGCCAUCUGGACUAUGACUGCAUUAUGUCCUCUCCAGCUCCACAGAACAGCCAGCUACACAACCAAAGUCAAACACAAUCAUUUGACCAACAGCAGUCAUGGAACCAAAAGGUUUCUCAGAUUAAUUAUAGGCACCAGCCACAGGCUGAAACCAGAACUACACGACAGUCUAGUUUAAAGCCGUUAUCACCUCUUUCUCAGUCUGAUACUAUAGACUCCACAGCCCCCAGCCCAUGCAAAUCCAAAUCCCUGGGAGACUUAACCUCUGAAGACAUAUCAUGCAACUUUCAGAGCAAAUACCACAUUAUUAGUCGCAGUUUCAUCACGCCCCAUAUGAGGAAGCAAAAGAAGUCGGGCACCAUAGAGGGAGUAACUUUCCAGUCACAGUCUUGUGAUCCUCUUACCGAACAGCUACGUAAGCUGGUCAGUUUGGAGGGGGAUGACAGUGAUAUUGAUAGGCCCCAGUCUCCUCAGUUGCAAGCAAAAUCCCCACUGUCACAGCCACAGGCACCAAGUUUAGCUCCUGUUGUGUCCAGGGAUACAGAUGAUUCCCCUCCACCCCUAACACGUCGCCUAUCCUCCCGUAGUCAAAGCCGUGUACGUCACAUCAAUAGCCGGGCUCGGGAAAGACAGCAAGAAGCUCUAAAACCUCGUUCAGGGGUGGUCAUCAAUAGCACUGCCGGCAUUGGUGGGGUAGUAUUAAGGAAUAAACCAGCCUCACAGAAUCCUCCAACGAACAGACACUCUACUGGUUCUUACAUAGCAGGUUAUCUUGGUCAGCUGGAGGACAGGGGACUUCCCGAAGGAGCUUGCACAUCAUUACGUUACGGAAAUGGUGACCAUUAUGGAGAUCGAUACUAUACUGAUGACUCUCUUCCACCUGCAAACACAAGCCACUCAGUGUCUGAGCCCGAGGUCUACUUUCUGCUCAGACUCUAAUUCUGAUAACUUUACAUGAAAUUAAGAAUCUGCCAGUGAUUCUUGAUUAACUUCAGUUAUACCAAAAGUCUGGGGAUCAAUGAAAUAAGCACUUGCCCUUGCUUGUUCUCAUAUUUGUUAACCCCAAGUUGAAUAAAUGUUUAUUCUGGGCUGUUUUUAGAAAAGAUAAAAGUGAAGCAUCUCAUAUAAUCCAUGGUUGGAUCUGACAGCAUGAAUUGCCUGUAUGAAAUGUCCACUAUUUCAAUAGUGAAUGGUCUUUCUAGUCGGCUAUGUAUCGUCUGUAUUCUGCUUAAUGUGUAAAUGUACUUGGGAACUUUGAGUCCCUCCAAACGGCUUCCUAGACUGAUUGUACAGAUACUUGUUAUCUUUGUCUCUGUGAUGUACUGUCCAAAAUAUGUACACUGACUAUGAAGCAAAAAAAAAGAAGUAUUGGCUGUUAAGCAGAGAGGGAAUGUCUUUCUUUGUAUCAUUUGAAUGUGUAGUAGUAUCAAACAGCUACUUUGAAUUGAUGGGUUUCAUCUUCAUAUCAAAUGUAAGUCUUCCUUCUCUUUCCAGCGGUAUUUCUUUAUUUGUGUUGUGUGUAAAUAUUCCUGACAUGAUUUUUCAUCUCAGAUGAGUUUUAGUUGAGAAUCAGUUCUAACUGUACAUUUAUGUUUGUGCAUGUUACUUGUGAACAUGUCAAGCAUGACUAUGCACCAAUUUAUAAAAUAGGUGUUGCAUUGACCAACCUUAUUUGCACAGAACAAACGGUUGUAUUGGAUACAACAGAGGGCAUAGGCUUGUUUGUAUUGGGUGCAAUACAGUACAUAGACUUCUUUGCUUGGACUUGUUGCUCUUUUUGAUUUGUAGAAUUUGAAAAUGUGAUUGCAAAUUAAGAAAAAAUUGAGUUUAAAGGUUUUUAUUUUUAUAAUUGCUUUGAUACAGACUGCAAAAAUGAUCUUUUAGUUCUGUUCAUUUUUAUUUUGUAUAACGUGAUGGACUGAAAAGGCAGAGUGACAACUACACCGGGCCAAGCAGAGGAGAGGAGCGUAGUAAGACUGCAGUUUUGGUGGGUUUUUUCUUUUUUGUUUCAGUGUUGCACCAUCUUUUUUCUUUGUAUGGCUGCUCACUGAAGAACUAUGAGCAUUUUCUUAUCAAUGCAAUAAAAUUAUGAGAUAUUUG
Oreochromis aureus is the source of this 8528-nucleotide messenger RNA. It is a transcript of the gene plch1, whose product is annotated as phospholipase C, eta 1. Gene Ontology annotation, biological process: lipid metabolic process; phosphatidylinositol-mediated signaling. The transcript has 23 exons. The coding region runs from base 1683 to 7367 and encodes 1894 amino acids. Gene Ontology annotation, molecular function: calcium ion binding; phosphatidylinositol-4,5-bisphosphate phospholipase C activity. NCBI's taxonomy places the organism in Eukaryota, Metazoa, Chordata, Actinopteri, Cichliformes, Cichlidae. The record is from RefSeq and is a predicted model, not a curated record.